Pieris brassicae (large cabbage white) is the source of this 4382-nucleotide messenger RNA. It is a transcript of the gene Camta, whose product is annotated as calmodulin-binding transcription activator 2-like. The transcript has 24 exons. Gene Ontology annotation, molecular function: transcription coregulator activity; protein binding; double-stranded DNA binding. Gene Ontology annotation, biological process: regulation of transcription by RNA polymerase II. Gene Ontology annotation, cellular component: nucleus. The record is from RefSeq and is a predicted model, not a curated record. Lineage: Eukaryota; Metazoa; Arthropoda; Insecta; Lepidoptera; Pieridae. The coding region runs from base 1 to 3963 and encodes 1320 amino acids.
AUGGCUAGAACUGUGACAGAGGCGUAUGAGUCGUUGAUGUCGUUAAGCGUACACGACCCGAAAAACGACCUGCACUCUUUUGGCAAUGGAGGCCAUGUUCCAAGGGUACUUACUACAACGCCAGACACUUAUGGGGAAACACAAAUAUUACAUCCCUCAUCCACGGUGGCGGGGUAUACGCGCCAUGCUGUGUACGCGGGCGGCGCAAGCACCUACCAUGCGCGCUCGCCCGCCGUACCGCUCAAUGCGAACGGUGAACCAAUCAAGCUGCCGGAAAAUCUAGAAAGCUUGCCGCGAGCGGAACAUUUUGCCGCUCAAAGACAUCGCUGGAACACCAAUGAGGAAAUUGCGGCUAUCCUCAUUAGCUUUGACAAGCAUACGGAAUGGCAGUCGAAGGAAGUCAAAAUACGGCCAAAAAGUGGCUCUAUGCUGCUAUACAGCCGAAAGAAGGUCCGAUACAGGCGUGAUGGAUAUUGCUGGAAGAAACGGAAAGACGGAAAGACAACGCGAGAAGAUCACAUGAAACUGAAGGUUCAAGGUACCGAGUGCAUUUAUGGGUGCUACGUACACUCCGCCAUUCUGCCGACAUUCCACCGAAGAUGUUACUGGCUACUGCAGAAUCCAGAUAUAGUUCUAGUACACUACCUGAACGUGCCGUACCCCGACGACAAUAAGCUGGCCACGGUGGCACCAAGUUUAGCGCUGUGGGCCGACAAAAAAGAAUGGACGAAAGACGAACUAGUCAGCCAGUUGAAACCUAUGUUCUUCAGUGAAGAUGAACCGGACCUUAAUAGCGAUUUGGAAAUAUCAGGGAAAAUGUUUCAGACGGCGGAAACCGUGGAAGCGAUUGUGGGGCAAUUAAUGGAAAAACAAAGAGCAGCUCGAGCAGCAGCAUUGGCUAGACAGUUAGAAUGCGGUUGCCCUGAUUCAACUUGUCAAGAUUCAAGGACAUGUGCUCAUCCCCUGCGUCGCAUCCAGGCUUCGAAACCACCAGCAUCGGACCACCACGUGUCCUCUACAACUGGACCCUCUCCUCGACCUAUGGCACAACCCCCACGCCAAUACACAAGAGAUCAUAGAACUUCCACUCAGUCGUCCCCCUUGUUAUUAUCAUUGGGACAGAUACAAGGAGGUGGAGGUUUACUUAUCUUGAACGGUACUAGUAAUGGAGGACAACAGCAUUCUUCCUUAGUAUCGCCAUUGUCAGUAACUUCGUUUGUCUGUGAAGAGCCAAGGGACAGAUAUCGUCAACAAUAUAAACCCACUUUUGUAUUAAAAAGGGAAAUUCCAGAUAACCUGCCAAAUACAUGUAUAAAUAAAACGGAAUCUACUUUCGAAGUAGAAACACAGGUAGAAGAGAAAGUAAAUGUAGAAAUUUUUGAUAGAAAAAUAAAGAUGGAACCGAGAAGUCGUGGCCACAUAAUCGCAAGCGCACCGGCGACGCCAUCUCGAUACCCAGAUCUUCUAGAGCGUUUAGAGAAUAAAGUGCAUAUAGAUAACUGUGAUGAUACGUUAGUUUUGUUAGGAACAGAUGCGCAUUUAGAUUCAUCUAGUGGAUUUUUUGACGAGACGUUGGAGUUAUCGCAUGAAGAUAUCCAAAAAACGUUGUCAGCGAAUAUGCCAACGUGUGAAUUAGAUAGAAGUGUAGUACGGUCCACGGAGACCGCUAAUGUAAUGGUAUCCGGUAUUGAUACUAUGGACUUUAUAGAGAGUUGUGAGGCUGUAGCGUCACCCACGCAUGUGGUAGAUGAUAAUGUAUUUGUCAAUUUGGAUGCUUUCGAUAUGCUAGGUGAUUUUCCUGAACUGGAAGUACUAGAUCCGAGCUCAAUUUCCACGAAUCCUAUGUCCUUAUGUGGUAAUUCACCGUCUGACAAUCAAGAAAAGAUGCAGACUGAUAGUAAUAAUGAGCGAGCAUUGAGCAUCACUGAUUACUCUCCGGAAUGGGCGUAUCCCGAAGGUGGAGUUAAGGUACUAGUUGCGGGACCUUGGACUGAGACUUCUGAUCAAUACACGGUAUUGUUCGACAAUUUUCCAGUACCAUCAAUUUUGGUUCAAAAUGGACUCUUGAGGUGUUAUUGUCCAGCUCAUGAGGCAGGUUUAGCUGCGAUGCAAGUGGCUAGAGGUGGCCGCGUAGUGUCUGAUACCGUUGUAUUCGAAUACAAAGCUGGCCCAGCACCCGCACCUACGUCUCCAGCAUCAGCGCCGUUACCUUCGCUGGAUUUUAGGCGGUUCUCAUUACUGCAGCGCUUACAACGCCUACAUGGCCGCUUGCAGUUGAAAACAGAGCCUAUGGAAGAUAAUAAUCAGGUUGAAGACGUCCAGUUGUAUACGAAUCCAAAAUUUGAAGAUCGCCUGGUCACAUUUUGCCAAUCGUUGAGUAAUAGGUCAGCAGGUACUUCUGAGGGCUUUGCAACCGAACCAAGUGAGGAAGGAUCUACAGUCCUCCACUUGGCGGCAGCUUUGGGUUAUACCAAGUUGACCACAGCCCUGCUUCGUUGGCGGCAGGAUGAUAAUAGCUUGGCAUUAGAAAAGGAAGUUAAUUUAGGAGCCAGAGACAGCGAAAAUAAUACACCGUUGAUGGUAGCUAGUGCGGCGGGUCAUACCGACACGGCAGUAGUUUUAGCUCGCUGGAGCGCAGGCACAAGAUGUGAGGCCGGCGCCCGCGCAGCGGCUGCAGCCGCACACCGAGCUGGACAUACCCAACUAGCUGCGUUGCUUGAUAGGAUUCAUCCACCUACGGGAGAUGCGGUUUUCCGGAGACCUUAUAGUUUGUUGCAAAAAGGUCGAACGGGAAGCCUAGAAAGCAACUUAGUGAAAAGACCUUCAAUUGAUAGCGGCAUCAACAUGGCAGAUGCAUUUCGUUCAAACUCCGCUAUUGAUAGGAAUGACUCUACUUCACUGAGGUGGGAGAGAAGUAUGUCUUUACCCUUAGACUCUGACACUUCGGAAGACAGUCUCGGAGAUAUGAAGAUAGGCCGUCGCAUGGAUCUAGCCCUCUGCGAGACGGCGGCCACCACGCCCAGCCCCCCUCUGCCCGCGCGCCCCUCGACGCCCCCCACCUCGUGCGCACCCUGCCCGUCUGCCGCAGGGGAGCAGGAUGACAGAGUGUUCACGUUAGCAGAACAGAUAAUAGCCGCAAUGCCCGAAAGAAUAAAGAACGAAAGCUCUACGUUGUUAUCCGGCUGCGAACUGGACCACGGAUCUGGCGGCGGUGAUGACGCGCUCAUGGUGCCCCUACUUGAUGACACAACUGCGUUCCACGCCGAGUUCAACUUUGAGUUCUGUGACAACACUUACAGAACAUAUUGUGGCGGGUCAACCCCUUGCUCAUCCGGGUCAGUUUCCCCUGGAUCAGCAUUAUCUCCACCCCCAGCAUCACCUUUGUCAACUCUACCCUGUACCCCGUCAGCCACACUGCAGGAGUUUCUGAAUACCACCACACACUUUUCGAGCCUGACUCUCAACGAUCGUGAACAGCGGGAACUGUACUCAGCAGCCAUAACCAUCCAAAAGGCAUACCGUCAGUACCGCGGACGACAACUGCAGCGGCGAGCAGCAGCUGCUGCCAUCACUAUACAGAACUGCUACCGGCGAUACAAACAGUUCGCUUACUUGAAGCAAAUGCACGCCGCCGCCAUUGUCAUUCAGCGAGGUUUCCGCUCGCACAGAGAGAGUCGGCAACAGGCCGCCACUGCGACAAUCAAAAAAACCUACUCACAGCGUCGUCAAAAUCAAGCAGCAAGGAAAAUCCAACAAUUUAUGAGACAAACUAAGAUCAAAUUGCAGAGAGAGCGAGCCGCAAGCGCGAGGGCGGACCGGCUGCUGCAGGAUGCCCGCCGAAACUCGUUGCUGCCCAUCACCAGUACAUCUCACACGCCUAAUAGGGUCAUUGAUUACUUAGCGCCCGAAUCACCUAUGAACGCCGAUGAUGAUUUACUGAUCGAGCUUUUAUUUAAAAUGUGACCUGACACCGCUGCAAAUAUUUACCGAAGAUAAUUAUACCAACGACUUCUGAAGUUAUACGAACAAGUAGGCGCUUAAUGGUUCUUAUUUUAAGCAAAAUUAUUGUUUAUUUACGUUUCACGAAUGUUUUAUAUUUCUAUAGUCUUCGGGUUGCUAACUCGUCUUUAAUAUAUUAAAACGGUCGUUAUAGUCCAAUUUUCUCGAAUUUGAUUUCUGUAGUACAUUCCAGAUCUAUUGUUUAUUGAUUAUCAUCUACAGCUAUUGACUAUUUUACGCUAUAGUUUAGUCUAUCGAGUUUUUUAAAAUUAACAUUGUUUUCUUCUGUUUUUCGUUGGAACUUCAGGUCAUAGACAGGGUUAUAUUUAGUAUAAAUUUUAUCGUAUUUGUAUUAUAUUUUCAUAAUAUAUUUUUGAGAAAUU